Molecule: messenger RNA, 2724 nt
Organism: Colossoma macropomum (tambaqui)
Lineage: Eukaryota; Metazoa; Chordata; Actinopteri; Characiformes; Serrasalmidae
Product: 4-galactosyl-N-acetylglucosaminide 3-alpha-L-fucosyltransferase 9-like
Exons: 2
Coding region: 353-1564 (403 amino acids)
Cellular component (GO): membrane
Molecular function (GO): alpha-(1->3)-fucosyltransferase activity
Source: RefSeq, a predicted model, not a curated record
GUCAUGUUUGGCUGCGUGACACCACCCUGGGCACCUUCUUCAAGGCUGAGCUCUGUCUAUACUUGUCACCUCUGAAACUUUAAGGAAGUGGAGUGACCCGAAUGGAUGACUUAUUACAUGCUGAUUAAUGUGCAAUGCAGAGAUAGGGAACUCAGGAGCCGAGAGGAGAUCUCUCACUGCUUUACUCCUCACUGAGCAGGAGAGGAGGCUUCCUAACUCCACAAUCCUGUUUACUUUGUGUUCUGAAAACUUCCUCAGAUCCCCUUCCUGUACACCCUGAGCACUGGAGCACAGCCGCAGAGGGUCCGGAGAGCGAGGGGGUCGUUUACUUAGAGCCUCAGAAGAUGUGAUAAUGAAGGAUGUGCCUGAAAACCGAGGAUACAGGAUGAUGAAUAUGAAGCACUGCCUAGUAGUUUUCAGUCUGCUGCUGUGCUUUGGAGUAAUAUUCUACAUAUACUACAAGCCAACCAUUAGCUGGUUGCCGUGUCCUGAAGUCACAGUGUCCGUACAUGAUGUCUGUAUGGACGCAUGCUUCGACGUCUUCAAGACGGAGAACCUUAUCCAAAAUAUAAACAACACCUGUACACUUAAUUACACCUUAGUGAAGCAGCAGAUAUCAAACAAGCAGCUCGAUGACACUGAAGAAAAAAAUAAGAAACUCCAUCAGUCUGAUACCAUCAUUCUAAUCUGGGUUUGGCCUUUUGGUCAGAGUUUUGAUGUGGGUUCCUGUGAUGCACUGUAUGGCAUCACAGGCUGUUAUUUAACAGCCGACCGAAGUUUCUAUGACAAAGCCCAUGGCGUGAUGUUCCAUCUCAGAGACAUUUAUGGUCACUUACCAAACCUGCUGAAAAUGCCACGACCUCGUCGGCAGAAGUGGGUGUGGAUGAACAUGGAGUCUCCAGACAAUGCAGCAAGACUCAGCGCUCCAGACCUGUUCAAUCUGACGUCAAACUAUCGGCGAGAUUCGGACGUCUGGGUGCCUUACGGACAAAUCGUAGAAGCUUCGGAGGAGGACAAAGUCUUUCAAAUACCGGAAAAAAACAAAUUAAUCUGCUGGAUCGUCAGUAACUGGAACAAUAACUUUAAGCGGGUAAAAUAUUUUAACGAGUUAAGCCGCCAUAUUAAAAUCGAGGCCUACGGACGCUAUUUCGGGAAAUACGUGAGCGACGAAAAUUAUCCUGAGAUUGUGUCGAGCUGCAAGUUCUACCUGUCGUUUGAGAACUCCGUCUAUAAAGACUACAUCACAGAGAAGCUCUUCAACCCAAUGAAACUCGGCACGGUUCCCGUGGUUCUUGGUCCGUCCAGGGAGAACUAUGAGGAAUUCGUACCAAAAGAUUCCUUCAUCCAUGUGGACGAUUUCAAAACACCUCAAGAACUGGCAGAACAUCUCAAACUUCUGGACCAGAACCAGGAGAUGUAUGAACAGUACUUUCGUUGGAGGAAACACUUUGUGGCCAGGGGUUCAUAUUUUGGUUUGGAGCAUGCUUGUCGUAUUUGUGAUCAUGUCAGAAGAAAUAAGGGGUACAGAGUGUUUAAAAAUCUUGACAAAUGGUACUGGGGCUAGUUGGCUUAGUCCAGCCUCAAGAUACGCUGCUCUGGAGACGAUCAGUGAGGAGCUGACUAUUGACGUUUACUAGCCAGCAGUCAUGUGGCAUCUUUUGAAUUUGGCCAGUUUUAUAGGUCCGUUAGAAAAAAAAUUACAGAAAUCAAAUGUGUAAAUAAAGAGGGAUAUAUAUAUAUAUAUAGAAAUCGAUUUUUUAAAUGAUUUUUAUGCUGCCAUUAAUUCAUUAUUUAUUAAUUUUUACAGUGUUUUUGAUUAGAUUUGGUUACUAGACGUCGAUUCUUUCCUAAGCCAUGAUGGAAAUAGCACUGAUGACUCAAUUAAUUUCUAGGGUUGAACAAUUUGGGGUAAUAUAAUUAUAAUUAUAAUUGUUCUGAGCAAUUUUGCUAUUUCAGUGUGAUUAUGUUUUAUAAAUUUAGCUCCAGGUUUUUUUUCCACCAAGAAGAUUUCUUCAGGAUCAAACUUGAACAUCAAACAUAAUCUGCCAGACUGCUAGUUUAUGAGCUUUAUGUAAUUAUUUUAAAUUUACCGAAUUAAAAUGUUGAAUAUUAUGAGGUCUAAUUAAAAUCACAAUUUGAAAACUGCACUAAAUUGUGAUUUUGAUAUAAAAAUAAUUAAUUGUUCAGCCUUAUAGUGCUGUAUAAACCGAGAGCACCUGAAAGCAGAAUCUCCACAAGAAACUGGGAAACACUUGAUUACGCUGUCCAGCUUGAAACUGUUUACAGUCUAAUUAUCAAACUAGUUGAGAUAGCUGUGCCUGUAGGUGGAGUUUGAGCUGUGCCUUUAGGCAGAGUUUGAGUUGGAGUGGGGAGUGCACGGCUCCCCCUACUGACUGAACUUUAUAGUUCAAUAGUCAGGCGUUAUUAUGACCACUGGAAAGAAUAAAAUAUGAAAUAAACUAAAUGCCUCAGUGUUUUUAAGACGGUAGAAUGGUGUGACUGUAAUUAUUUUCCUAAGUUAACAUAUUUAAAUGCUGUAUUGUUGCAGUGUACGACAUUGGCUGUGCUUUGUUUUGUUUUUUUUGUGUUUAUUUUGUGGGCGGAGUCAGUAGUAUAAAACAAUAGUACAGUGUGAUUUGCCCUUGAAUGAAACCUGGAAUAGUUUCAGCAUUUGUUUGUAUCAAUAAAGUAAGUACAUCCACGUUUGUACUGGAUUACUAUGAA